AUGCGUUCCUGCCCGCCAGAUUUCGGGAUGAACGCUGGAAUUUUGGAGGAGGGAGGGUUCCGCUCGGAGCCGCUGGAGGGUUCGGAGCAGGACAAAGCCGCCUUCGCGCUGCUCAAGCGCCGCAAGAUCCUGCGCCUGGUGAGCCAGUGGCUGCUGCUCUACGGGCGGCUCCUGCAGGGCGACCGCGGCACCACGGCCCUGCUGCAGAACCUGGCGGACCUGGCGAGCCGCGACCCCCGCCUGGGGGGGCUGGGGCAGGAGCAGGAGCGGCGGCGGCCCCGGGGGUUGGAGAAUGGCGACGGCAGCGGGUCCCCCCAGCCCAAGGCUCGGAGCGCGGGGCCGUGGCUCGGGAGCGCGGAGGAGGCGGCUCCGGACGGAGGCUGUGCCCUGAGGGCCCAGGACAAAGUGCCCUACGAGAUCUACCGCGCCGACCACUCGUGCCUGGUCUCCGUGCUGCCCGUGGCCGCCUCGGUGCGGGAGGUGCUGCGGGCGCUGGCCCCGCGCCUCGGGGGGCCCGGCGAGCACGUCCUGGUCAAGGUGAACUCCUCCGGAGACAAGGCGCGGCUGCCCCCGGACGCCACGGGCGUGUUCACGGCGCUGGGGCUCAACGAGAGGCUCUUUGCCGUGAGCCUGGAGGAGCUGGGGGGCCUGACCCCCCACCCCGAGCAGCUGGGCCCCCGCGUGGGCUCCUCCGAGACCCUGGACCUGCUCAGCUCCAAGGAGCUCGCCAGUCACCUCACGGAGCACGACUGGGACCUGUUCCGCAGCAUCCACCAGGUGGAGAUGAUCCACUACAUCGUGGGGCCGCCGCGGCUGCCGGAGGUGAGCGCGGCCAACCUGGAGCGGGCGCUGCGGCGCUUCCAGGAGCUGCAGUUCUGGGUGGCCACCGAGCUGUGCCUCUGCCCCGACCCCGCGCGGCGGGCGCGGCUCCUGCGCAAGUUCAUCAAGGUGGCGGCUCACCUGAAGGAGCAGAAGAACCUCAAUUCCUUCUUUGCGGUGAUGUUCGGGAUCAGCAACACGGCCGUGACCCGCCUGGCCCGGACAUGGGAGAGGUUGCCCCACAAGAUCCGGAAGCUGCACUCGGCGCUGGAGCGGAUGCUGGACCCCUCGUGGAACCACCGUGUGUAUCGCCUGGCCGUGGCCAAGAUGAGCCCCCCCCUCAUCCCCUUCGUGCCCCUGCUCCUCAAAGACAUGACGUUCAUCCACGAGGGGAACCGAACGUGGGCCGAGAACCUCAUCAACUUUGAGAAGAUGCACAUGAUGGCAAAAACCGCGCGGGUCCUGCAGCGCUGCCGCGGCCACGCCCACCCCCCACUGUCCCCCCUGAGGAGCCGCUCCCCCCCCCGGCAGGAGGAUCCCAAGGCCCUCAGGAUCUCCACGUGCUCGGAGCAGUCCCUGGGCGGGAGGAGCCCCGUGUCCACCUGGGAAUUCCUGCAGCACCUCCGGGCCAUCGACAGCCAGAAGGAGCUGCUGCGGCUCUCCCGGGACCUGGAGCCCUGAGGGAGGGAGGGCCCGGGGCCCUGGAGCUGGAUGUGGGGCCCUGGAGCUGGAUGUGGGGCCCUGGAGCUGGAUGUGGGGCCCUGGAGAAGGAUGUGGGGCCCUGGAGCUGGAUGUGGGGCCCUGGAGCUGGAUAUGGAGCCCUGGAGAAGGAUGUGGAGCCCUGGAGCUGGAUAUGUGACCCUGGAGCAGGGAUGUGGACCCUGGAGCAGGAUGUGACCCUGGAGCAGGGAUGUGGACCCUGGA
This is a messenger RNA of Chiroxiphia lanceolata (lance-tailed manakin), 1743 nucleotides long. RefSeq names its product Rap guanine nucleotide exchange factor 3 (gene RAPGEF3). Gene Ontology annotation, molecular function: guanyl-nucleotide exchange factor activity. The record is from RefSeq and is a predicted model, not a curated record. NCBI's taxonomy places the organism in Eukaryota, Metazoa, Chordata, Aves, Passeriformes, Pipridae. The transcript has 17 exons. Gene Ontology annotation, cellular component: plasma membrane. Gene Ontology annotation, biological process: positive regulation of GTPase activity; Ras protein signal transduction. Bases 1 to 1500 code for a protein of 499 amino acids.